Messenger RNA from Megalops cyprinoides (Indo-Pacific tarpon), 2028 nucleotides. RefSeq names its product solute carrier organic anion transporter family member 1C1-like. The transcript is spliced from 13 exons. Gene Ontology annotation, molecular function: protein binding. Gene Ontology annotation, biological process: transmembrane transport; sodium-independent organic anion transport. Bases 134 to 1933 code for a protein of 599 amino acids. The record is from RefSeq and is a predicted model, not a curated record. NCBI's taxonomy places the organism in Eukaryota, Metazoa, Chordata, Actinopteri, Elopiformes, Megalopidae. Gene Ontology annotation, cellular component: membrane.
GCAGACCCUGCUCUUCAAGAGGCCAACGCUCCUGCUUUUCCAACCUCAAGGUAAUUUGCUGGUGAUAGCGUUUGUGAGUUACUUUGGGGCCAAGCUACACAGGCCAAAGAUCAUUGCGAUUGGUUGUCUUCUAAUGUCUAUCGGGACAUUCCUAAUUGCGAUGCCACACUUCAUUAUUGGACGCUAUAAGUUCGAAACGUCAAUUAGAUCUUCAGUGAACUCAACCAAUAACCUCUCUCCAUGUCCAGCAAGCUCACCUGACCCUCUGCCUGCAGGUGAUAGGCCCUCUAUACUGCCCAGUGCAGGGUGUGUACGGGAGUCCAGCUUCUCCAUGUGGAUCUAUGUUUUCCUGGGAAACGUGUUGCGUGGAAUCGGUGAGACCCCAGUGCAGCCGCUGGGAAUCUCGUACAUAGAUGAUUACGCCCGCGAGGAAAACGCAGCCUUCUACAUAGGCUGCGUUCAGACAAUUUCCAUAAUUGGCCCGGUGUUUGGAUAUUUACUGGGAUCUCUGUGUGCCAAAAUAUAUGUGGACAUUGGAUUUGUAGACAUGGACAGUAUCACGAUUACCCCGGGUGACGCUCGUUGGGUGGGGGCCUGGUGGCUGGGGUACCUCAUCGCGGGGGUGAUCACCCUCCUCUCAGCUAUCCCUUUCUGGUUCCUGCCCAAGUCCCUGCCCAUGCCAGAGACCCAGCGAGAUUCCAAAUGCUCCCCCGAGCAGUCCUGCUUCAUCAAAGACUCUCCACACAGAGAGCAGAAGUAUAGGGCAGAAGAACCUGCUAACUUCCUGGAAAUGGCAAAAGAGUUUCUGCCAUCACUGAAAAACCUGUUUGGAAAUCCUGUGUACUUCAUCUAUCUCUGUGUGACCAUCAUCCAGUUCAACUCCCUGAUCGGCAUGGUCACGUACAAGCCCAAAUACAUUGAGCAACAUUAUGGCCAAUCAGCAUCGAGAGCAAACUUCCUAAUGGGUGUCAUCAACAUCCCCGCGGUGGCCCUGGGGAUAUUCUCCGGGGGCGUGAUCAUGAAGAAAUUUAAGCUGAGCAUCAUGGGAGCAGCCAAAUUCGCCUUCGGGACCUCCCUCCUGGGCUACUUCCUGUCCCUCUUCUUCUUCGCCAUGGGCUGCGAGAACUCCAAGUUUGCAGGGAUAACCAUGUCUUAUAAGGGAGUGGAUGGAAUAUCCUACCAUGAGAGGGCGCUGUUUGCAGACUGCAACUCUGGGUGCCUGUGCUCUGAGAAAGAGUGGGACCCCGUGUGUGGAGAGAAUGGGAUGACAUACAUCUCGCCUUGUCUGGCAGGUUGCCAGUCAUCCAGCGGAUCUGGGAAAAGCACUGUAUUCGAGCACUGCAGGUGCGUGGCAGCGGCGAUGGUGGCGUCCGGUGCGGGAUCCGGGAACCUCACGGCCACAGUGGGGCACUGUCAGGACCGGGAGGGGUGCGACCGGGUCUUCCCCUACUUCCUGGCCCUCUCCGUCAUCAGCUCCUUCAUCAUCUCGCUGGGUGGGACGCCGGGCUAUGUGUUCCUCAUCAGGUGUAUCAAACCAGAGUUUAAAUCCUUAGCAUUGGGAUUGCACACUUUGGCCACUCGAACCCUUGCGGGAAUCCCAGCCCCGAUAUACUUCGGCGCCAUCAUCGACACCACAUGCCUGAAGUGGGGACACAAGAGGUGUGGAGGGAGAGGGGCCUGCAGGAUCUACAACACCACAGCCUACAGGAUAGUGUACCUGGGCCUGACGCUGGGGUUACGGACUGUCUCUUUCUUCCUGUGCGUGCCGGGAUUCCUGCUGCUCCAGACGCACAUCCGCAAAGAGGAGAAGAGUGCCCUGGAGAAUGGGGGGUCGGAGGUCGAGUCUCUGAGGAAGGAGGAGCCUAUCUCCCUGCACUGUGACCAGUUUUUACGGUCCACAGGUUACAACCCCGACAGGGAGACGCGGUUGUGAUUUCCGGAACGUCCCCCCCCCCCCAUUUCCCGAAGCGUGCGAGACGUGCGAGGAAGCCCUUGGUCGCAACCAACCGUAGGACAUAAAUUAUGUAU